Molecule: messenger RNA, 2706 nt
Organism: Mucor mucedo
Lineage: Eukaryota; Fungi; Mucoromycota; Mucoromycetes; Mucorales; Mucoraceae
Product: Sec23/Sec24 trunk domain-containing protein
Exons: 5
Coding region: 22-2673 (883 amino acids)
Biological process (GO): endoplasmic reticulum to Golgi vesicle-mediated transport; COPII-coated vesicle cargo loading; intracellular protein transport
Cellular component (GO): endoplasmic reticulum exit site; COPII vesicle coat
Molecular function (GO): zinc ion binding; SNARE binding
Source: RefSeq, a predicted model, not a curated record
CUUCAUCCAUCUGUCUUUACAAUGAAUAAUAGCGGAUACGCUCAACCUGGGGUUCAAGCACCAUCUCCCUUAGAACCAUCCCCUCAGAUGGAUUCUAGAAAACAAAAGCGUCAUUAUCCUCGCUUUCAAACAGAACCUGCUGCUGCUGGUCCUGGAUAUCAAGCACAGCCUCAACCCGCUUUUCAACAACCUCAUUCGCCCUACCAACAGCCUCGAUCACCCUUUCAGCCAUCUCCACAAUACCAACAGCAGCCACAAGCUCCCCAACCCUAUGCUUCACCUGUGCCUUCUCAAGCUACCUAUCAAGCCGGAUAUAACCAAGCGCUACAUGGUAUGGCCAAUAUGACGACAGCACCACAAAGACAAGAUGUUUCUCUGGUAGGCCAACCUGCACUCAUUAAGGAUUUCAAGAAGGAGCAUUCUGGUCCUACCAUUCCUUUAGAAAUUACUGCAACUUCUUCACCUUUUGCUCAAGUGAAUCCUUGUUUUAAACAUGCUACAGUCAACAGUUUCCCAAACUCCAACACCUUAUUGAAGAAAUCUAAGUUACCUUUGGCCCUCAUAUUACAACCUUAUCUUAGCUCUCAGGUCGAAAAGACACAAGUUCCUGUUGUAUCAGAUACGAUUGUGACACGUUGUUCCCGCUGUAAAACAUACAUCAAUCCUUUUGUUCAAUUUACUGCUGGAGCACUGCAAUGGAAAUGUAACAUGUGUAGCAUGGAUAAUGAUGUGCCUCAGGAAUUCGAUUGGGAUAUUACAACCGGACAACAGACGGAUCGUUAUAGUCGACUUGAAUUAAAUCAUGGAUGUGUGGAUUUCAUUGCACCUGCAGAAUAUACCAUUCGACCACCACAACCACCAGUCUAUGUAUUUGUCAUUGACAUUUCCUUCCAAUCGAUUCAGACAGGGAUGGUCAGUGUAGUAGCGGAUGCGAUUAAGAGUUCGUUGGAUAAUAUCCCCAACGAGGAUGGACGUACAAAGGUGGCUUUCAUCACUACAGAUGGUGCGGUUGGAUUUCAUAAAUUAUCAUGGGGAGAACCUGAGAUUUUGGUUGUGGGUGACUUGGCGGAUAUGUAUCUGCCAAGAGCUUCUUCAGAUCUGAUUGUGAAUUUACUCGAAUGUAGAAGCGGUGUAGAUGAUUUGUUGGACAGAAUGAAGACAAUGUAUCAAACGACGCAUUCUCCUUCCAACUGUUUGGGUUCAGCAUUACAAGCAGCACGUAAAUUAUUGUCUCCCACAGGUGGUAAAAUCGUUUGCUUCCAAGCAAGUCUUCCUAAUAUUGGAGACGGUAUUAUCAAACCAAAAACAGACACUAACAAAUCUACUUUGGAUUCCCCAUUGAUGUCAGCAUCAAGUACGUGGUAUAAAACAUUUGCGGGUGAAUGUACUAAAUCUCAAGUCUGUGCCGAUAUGUUUCUAUUUGGUCCAUCGACCGAUGUUGCUACUUUGAAUGUUAUUCCUCGCUUCACAGGUGGUCAAACACACUAUUACCCCCAAUUUAGCUCGGUCAACCAAGGCGAUACCUUGCGUUUAAAGCAAGAGGUGAUCUCACUGUUAUCAGAAGAGAUUGGGUUAGAAGCAGUUAUGCGUACACGUUGUUCGCAAGGUAUUGUGUGUCAUGCUUUCUACGGUAAUUGCACUACACGAGUUCCGGAUAUUAUGGCUUUACCCAAUGUACCUCGUGAUCAAUCUUAUUGUGUCGAAUUAGCCAUUGAAGAAGAGAUCCAAUCUUCAUUUGCUCAUUUUCAAACAGCUUUACUUUAUACCACUUGUUUUGGUGAGCGCCGUAUUCGUGUCAUGAAUUUGUGUCUCCCAGUCACAAAGAGUAUUUCCGAAUUAUAUAAUUCUGUGGAUCAAAUUGCUAUCGCUAGAACCUUGUGUCAUCAGGCUAUUGACAAGGGCGCCAACAGUAAAUUGCGUGAUGGCAGAGAUCAUUUAUCCAAGGGAGUGACCGAUAUCUGUGCUGGUUAUGGCAGUGAAGUAUUAGGCAUGAGCUCAUCCAAUGCUCAAUUAACUAUUUGCCGAGAAUUAGACUUACUCCCGCUUUUGGUAUUGGGUAUCUUGAAAACAUGUGCCUUUAAUGAUGCUGCCGUUCCUGGCGAUCUUCGAUCACAAACCGCGAUUUUACUUCGUACGUUACCCACGGAUGCCUGGUUACAGUUAGUGCAUCCCAAUUUUUACUCGCUUCACAAUAUGCCGCAAGUAUCGGGUACAACUGUCGGCGGUCAGUUCAUGAUGCCACCGGCCUACAACCUAUCCAGUGAAAAGUUAGAAGCACAUGGUUGUUACUUGAUGGAGAAUGGUCAAGAUAUUUAUAUCUGGAUUGGUAAACAAGCGGUACCCCAACUCUGUAAAGAUUUGUUGGGAGCUAAUUCGAUUGCAGAAGUCAAGUCAGGUCAAGUGCCCAUGUUACCCGUGACUAAAUCUGCCAUUUCCGAGCGCGUAAAUAAUAUAAUCGGACACUUGCAAACAGAACGUCAAGUCACGUAUUAUCCAUCCAUUUAUAUUGUCAAGGAGGAUGGUGACCCAAUGUUGCGUAGCCGAUUUUUAAGCCUUCUUAUAGAGGAUCGCCAACCUUCGGGACCUACUACUGCUGGUGCAAAACAAGAAAGUGUGAGCUCUGGUAUGAGUUAUUUCCAAUGGUUAGGAUUCAUUAGAUCAAAAUGUCAAUAAUAAUAAUACAAAAUAAUAAUAAUAAAAAAAAAA